Molecule: messenger RNA, 1988 nt
Organism: Dreissena polymorpha
Lineage: Eukaryota; Metazoa; Mollusca; Bivalvia; Myida; Dreissenidae
Exons: 3
Coding region: 100-1512 (470 amino acids)
Source: RefSeq, a predicted model, not a curated record
ACCCGAGGAAAAGGGCUUUUUUACAACCCUGUUUUUAGUGAGACUGAGAGCGAAAUUGUAUUUCAAAAAUGUAUUCAGCUCUACACCACGUCUAUUUUAAUGGACAAGAUAAAGGCAUCUCACACGAAACCUGAGCAGCUGCGUCAUGUAACUAUAUUUAGCAGACAAAAGCAAAAUAUUUCCUUUCCUGCGUUGGUUGCUGUUGACAUGAAACAGUAUUUCCAAAUAAAAAAUUGGAUAAGCAGCCUUAAUAAAGAGAUUGCUGGCUUAUGUGUGCUUUUGUUUGACGAGAAACCAGAUACACCAUACAUUGCACCAGCCUGGGGCGUGUUUCAAAGCAUGACAACACUAUCGGACACAUUUGUUGCUGCAGAUGAUCUUCUAGAACGAGCCAUAUUUGCAGUGUUAAAGAACCUGGUCCAAAAGUGUUUUAACAAAUAUGGACCAUCAACUGAUUUGUCAGAUAUUGAGAAAGAAAGUACACUACAAAGUAUUUAUAAUUAUGCAAGUACUGCAUACAAAAGAAGUGAAGUACCGGAACAGGAAAGACCAGCCCUUCCAGAGAUUUCAUAUAUGUACCCUAAAGAUAUUGAUGAGGUAGUCAAAGGGCUUCUUGAAAUAAAAGGGGUUGUUGGUUGCUCUAAAAAUAUUGGGCAUCUUGAAGUAAUUAUUGAAAAUACACAAGACAGCAGUGUAACAAUGAAUGGAGUAAACCUGUAUCUUCAAAACAAAAAGGUCAAAGCCAUGUUUAUACAUGGAACACUCGCACCUCUCAUUUCCAGUGGGGAUAAGGUUUCAAAUGAACAAAUAACUAAACGAUUUGCAACAUUGGGAGGAUUUGCGCUGACAUUUCCCAAAACGAUUACCAUUUAUAAUCGCAACUCAGCUGCAAAAUCUCUUCCGAGCAGUACACUGUCACAACACACUACAGGAAAGCUUGUUGCCCUUAUCUCACAACAUGUAGCAAACAGAAUCGGGUUGUUCGAAUCCGUAUGUGCAUGUGAUAAUAUUGGAACAUUUGAAAUCGGAAGAAUUAACGAUAUCCACGAGGACCUGCCGGUUGAUAUAGUUCAUUUCGACAUUUAUGAAGAUCGUAUUAACCAGUGUGACAGUAGAUUCAAAACAGAGAUAGGCAUGCAGAUGUUUGGCCAAGAAUGUUCUUCAGAAGAACCAAUUCGUGAAGGAGAGCUAGUAUAUAUAUGGGGAGCAGCAACGUCUCCGGGUUUAGGAACAAUCGCUGCUGUUGAUUUAGAAACCCCAAAUGGAUUGUUGAUAACAAUACAUGAUCGCAAUGAGGGUAAGUCGUUCUGCGAAGCAGGUGACAGCGGUGCCAUGGUAUGUGCAACUGAUAGCAGGGAACGAACAUUGUAUGCUAUUGCAAUGAUCCAAGGAAAACUUCUAAGAUCUAGUGGAAGAGCAACAUAUGUUGCCGUAAGUCUUAAUGAGGGAUUCAAAAAAUUAGAAGCACAUUAUUUGUCAAAAUUCAGUCUGUGCAAAGAUCAGCCCACAUGAAUAAAUGUGUUGUUCUGAUAGGAUUUGAUUGAUAAUAACAUACCAUGAACUGACUCGCUGAGUGCUAACAUAAAAAUUAAAAAUGUUAUAAUAUAGCACAAAUAGUUUGUGUUAUGUUAUCAUACAGUAGAUGGCCUCUACAGAAAUUGGGGUCACUUAUAGUUCCAAGGUUGACGGUAACUGUCACCCUAAGUGUGAAAUAAUUUCUGAUUUAUAACUCGCCAACUGACUAACGGAUUGGCUUGAUACUUCCCAUGUGCAUUGGCCUUGGACAGUAAAUGACUCUUACUGAAAUUGGGGUUGCUAGGUCAAGGUCACUGUCACAAUAAGUGUGAAAAUUGUAUUCUGAUCAAUAACUCAUCAAUGCAUUGACUGUUUGGCUUGAUUCAUCACAUGUGCAAUGGACUUGAACAGUAGAUGACCGUUUUGAAAUUUAGGUCACUCGUUCCAAUGUUAAGGUCACUGUUACUAUUAUA